Messenger RNA from Ophidiomyces ophidiicola, 1554 nucleotides. RefSeq lists its product as uncharacterized. Bases 1 to 1554 code for a protein of 517 amino acids. Gene Ontology annotation, molecular function: oxidoreductase activity; FAD binding. NCBI's taxonomy places the organism in Eukaryota, Fungi, Ascomycota, Eurotiomycetes, Onygenales, Onygenaceae. The transcript has 5 exons. The record is from RefSeq and is a predicted model, not a curated record.
AUGGCUGCGCCUCAGAACUAUGCUCCUCGCUCGCUUCCAGACUCAAUCAAAGAUCUUGGCCUAACACAAGUGGUGAAAGAUUAUAUGUCUUUCCCCAAAAAGCCGGAUACAAAAACAGCCUGUACUGCCAUGUGUAACGCUCUCCGGCAUUCCAUGCCAUCUGAGGUCUCUUUUCCAGGCUCUGAAUCUUAUACUACCAAUAAAGCAAGCUACUGGGCAAAGCAACAGUCUGAAAUAUCUCCUACUUGCUUUUUAGCCGUAAAAACCUCACGUUCAAUAGCUGUGGCUCUUAUUUUGUCACAGGUAUCAGGCUGUCCUUUUAUUAUCCGUGCUGGAGGCACUUCAGAUGUUCCUGGUGCCUCAAACACUGCUCUAGGAGUCACCAUUGACCUUCGGGCUUUCAACAAAGUUACUCUGUCAACUGACAAAAAGAUUGCCACUGUUGAUUCUGGUGCAUUUUGGGGUGACGUCUACAAGGAACUUGACCCCCAGCAGGUGACAGUCGCUGGAGGUCGCGCCUCUACUGUUGGAGUUGGGGGUCUGAGUCUUGGCGGUGGAGUCUCUUACAUUGCUGGCCGUGCGGGACUUACUUGCGACACGGUGUUGAAAUAUACAAUAAUGAUGGCGGACGGCCAAAUUUUAGAGGUAGAUCAGCAUUCACACCCACUUCUCUACCUUGCACUACGAGGUGGUGGGAAUAACUUUGGUGUUGUUCUUAAAUUUGAUUUCGAGACCUAUCCAGUCGCCCAGAUGUGGGGUGGAUUCCGGUCAUACGUUGCCGCAGACACUAAAAACAUUAUCAGUCGAGGAUUGAGCUCCUACAAUGCCAAUCCAAUGGGCAAUGAAGACUUUGCUCUUAUUACCACCUAUGCGGCCCGGAAUGGCACUUUUUUCUCAACAGUUGGUCUCAGCAAUGCAAAGCCCGAAGCCGACCCCCCUAUCUAUAAAUCAAAUUUCCCGGAUCUCCUCAAAAUCAAGCCAUUGGUGGAUUCAACUCGAACCACAACUACCAAGGGCAUGACAGAUGAGUUGGCCCGAAGAUUACCACCAGGCUUGCGCAAUCAAUUCACCACAAUAACAUUCAAAAACGAUGCAGAGCUACAGAAUAAAUUGGUGGAUAUAUAUAUGGAGGAAGCCACCAAGCUUAAACCUCAACUAUCAACAGAAGAAGGCUUUCUUCCUGCUAUUGUCAUUCAACCAAUUCCAACAACAAUAACUUCCAAGCUUAAGAAACGUGGUGGUAAUGCUCUUGGUCUUAGUGAAAGUGAUGGACCUCUCAUUUUGGUUAAUAUUUCCUUUCAAUGGUCUGCAGUUGUUGAUGAUAAAGUUGUUCUACCUGCAGUUCAGCGAAUUCUUGAGCGAACAAAAGCAUGGGCACAGGCAAGGGGGCUCACACAUCGCUACAUUUAUCUGAAUUAUGCAGCGCCACUUCAGAAGCCCAUCACCAGCUACGGGCCAGAGAAUGUGAAGAAAUUGCGACAAGCACAAAUGAAAUAUGAUCCCCGGAAAGUUUUUGAAUUAAAUCAGCCAGGUGGCUUCAAGCUCAACAUGUAG